This is a messenger RNA of Juglans regia (Persian walnut), 1206 nucleotides long. RefSeq lists its product as uncharacterized. The record is from RefSeq and is a predicted model, not a curated record. The transcript has 2 exons. Lineage: Eukaryota; Viridiplantae; Streptophyta; Magnoliopsida; Fagales; Juglandaceae. Bases 157 to 1044 code for a protein of 295 amino acids. Gene Ontology annotation, molecular function: polysaccharide binding.
CAAUGUGUAUAACCAGCUUUUCUGUAAAAACUCUGGACCCAAACACCCAUUUUUCCUUCUUCUUUUUCAAUACUCGAGAGUUAAAGCGUUUUGCUACCUCUUGUUUGAAAUGAAAAAGACUCAAUAUAUUAUGAGAAUUAGGUAAAUAGCAGAAAAAUGCAGUACUCUACAGCAGCUCUACCCACCAUUUUCAAGCUCAUAAUCUUAACAAUAUUCCUACUGCAAGCCCUUCCUACUCUCACCAGUCUCUCCCCCUGCCGCACCUCCUGCGGUAACAUCCCAAUAAAAUAUCCCUUCGGCCUCGACGAUGGGUGCGGAGCUCCGCAGUUCAGGCACAUGUUCAACUGCACCAACUACUUGUUCUUCUCCACGCCUUCCGGCAUCUACAAAGUCCAGUCCAUUGACUACGACAAGAACACAAUGGUGAUCUACGACCCAGCAAUGUCUACUUGCUCCAUUCUGCAGCCCCACCACGACUUUGUUAUGACCGAUAUUCAGUCCGUCAUAAUACCUCCGGCGCAGGACACCAUCUUUGCCCUCCUCAAUUGCUCCAUCGACUCUCCCGUGCUUAACCAUUACAAGAAUCUCUGCUUCAACUUCUCCGGCCACUCCUGCGACGAACUCUACGGCGCCUGCAAUGCUUUCCGGGUGUUCCAUCUACUAACGAACAGCUCUCCGCCAUGUUGUUUUACUGGGUACGAUACAGUGAAGUACAUGAGCAUGAAUAUAUUGGACUGCACGCAUUAUACAACGGUGAUCAACACUGAUAAUUUGAAGGGAAUAGGGCCUUUGGAUUGGGUGUACGGGAUCAAGCUUUCCUUCACUGUUGCAGACACUGGAUGUGGACGCUGCUCCCAGUCUGGUGGCACUUGUGGUUUUGAUACUGAGACUGAGGGUUUGGUCUGCCUUUGCUCAACUUCUGGGAAUUCUACCAGAGAAUGUGCUGGAGGCAGUAUCACAGCUGAAGGACAGAGCCAUGCUCCGAGGAUUCUAUUCCAAGCAUUUGUGCUGAUUCUGGGCACAUUUCUUUGCAUAAGUUUAUGAUAAUCAUGUGUUAAUCUUUUUUGUUGGGAGCAAAAAAUAUGUGAAAUCUUAAACUUUAGUCUUUUUCUUUUUCUUUUGUUCUUUUUCUAAGCUUAAUCUGUAGACUUUAACUAUUGAGAAUCUACGACUUUGCUUGGGUUUUGAAUUCUUUUCAGUAGCAAA